AUGUUUUUGAUGAAUACGAUUAAGGGCAUCUUUCAAUACGAGGAGGGAGGAAACAACGACGUAGCAGGGGAAAAGAAAAAUAAAAGGGUUCAUAUUAGUGAGCUGAAGGACGAAGUGUGGUUAUACAAAAAUGAGGAUAAGAAGCGCCUAAGUGAAGACUACGCCAGUGAAUACGAAGAUGAAGAUGGGAGCUUUUAUGAUGAAGAAGGAGGAAAAAAGCCAAAGGACCAUUUUUUAGAGGUGCCGCUAUUCGAUGAAGACGAAUGUGGACAGAGCAUCCAAAAAAAAUUGGUUAAAUUGCGUAAAAACUUCGUUAUCAGGUACCUCCCGAGCAGGAAAAUAAAAGCAAUAAAAAGAAGCGAAGAGUCUGAAGUUAGCGAAGAAAGCCAAAGUACCACCGAUGAGGAAGAAGACAUGGAGGAGCCUUUUCUCGACCUGUACGAGGAAUUAAAGGUUAAGAUGAGAGCCUUCUCAGUUGUGGACACGCCUAAGCGACGUGUGCAUCGUGGGUUGUCUCUUAAUCGGUUCGGCCUUGUCUUCGCGGUGUGGCUCGUGAGAGAACAAAUCGUAAAGGAGUUCUACAACCCUAUGCUGAGGCCCAGACUGUGGCGCUUCGAAUUUUUUAUAAAAUACAUCCAUAACCUGGAAAAUCAGUUACAGAGAAACUUUUACUUAGUGUCCUUUGGGAACAUCAAGAAGCUGAAGCUCUACGGAGACCUGAAGAAGGAGGUGCUGUACACGCCUGGGUACUCCAUAGAACCGGGGGAGAUCAAGCACUUGAAGGUUCCACUGCCCAUCUGGGCGGAAAAGGAGUUGAGCAUAUCCUACGAGGACUUGCAGAACUUUGAAGUGGCCAUCGAAAUGUGGUGCAUAAAGGGCUUUACAUUCAAUGAGUUGUACGCCUCAUCGAAGAAAACGCUCAAGGAGAUCAUUGAAAACGACCCAGACACGAACGUUAUCCUCAAGCGGAGGAUCGAGAAAAGGAACAUCAUUUUUGAGGCUCAGCGUUUGGGGGUGUACAUGCAGCUGUCCGAAAUCUUCGAGUUCCACAUGGCCCUGGACAGCUGGUGGUUCAUAGCAAAUUCAGAAAUGCCCAGUUACUUAAAAACCCUUCCCAAAUUUUUGCGUUUCAAAUUUCCCCUAAGUGAAGACGACUGGGUUAUUCACAGCUCGCACAAAUCACAGAACAACUUUUGGCUCUACCCAGGAUAUUUCUGUUUCAUUGGCACUUACCAGCAGCUAGCCAACGCCUUUUUCAUCCUCACGGUGCUGUCCCACAACAACAGCUACAGAUACAAGCCACCCAUCCUGCUUGGGUCCUGCAUCAUAUCUUUAAAGUCUGUGACGGAGCACCCGUUUUUCAAAGGAACUGUGAAAAAGCUGACCCUAGACAAGACCAAAUUCAAGCAGGGCGAAAUUGUGGGGAACAUAAAGUGCUUUGUGAACAGCUACGGCAUAGAGGAAGGGGACAUUCCUGUGCAGAGGCCCGUUCAGCAGCUAAGCGACGCGACGCUGGUGAACCAGCUCCUUUUGAACGACCACUACUUGGUGAUCAGAGUAAUCAAGUGCGAAAAUCUAGCCAUCAGCAGCAUCGACCUGAAUAACGUGAACAUAAACGUGUGGGUGAAGUGGGACGGUAUAGUCAACAAGACAGACACGGUGUCGAAAAGCACCUCGCCUUUCUUUUACCAAAAUCUGUAUUUCCCAAUUCGGCUAGUAGAUAAAAAAGAGCUAACAAAUGAGAGUCUCAUAAGGAAUGUGUUGCCAGUAGAUUUGAUUUCCAAAGGGGAAAUAUGUUUCGAGGUCCAUAACAAUAAUGAAAUACAUUCCACCAUUUUGGGGAUUUUCGAGCUUCCCUUCUCGGACAUUUUUAACCAUGGCACAGUAGAUUACCGGUCCCUGGCUCAGGAAGCUUCCCAAAGCAGCUCCCCCUACAACGACUACAAGGACAACUACGACGCAGCGAAUGAGGGGAUGGGCCUUUCGAGCGAGAACAAUGACGACUACUACGUGAGGAAGUAUAAAACCGUCGUGUAUAAGAACACCUUAAAAUUGAUGUACUCCACGCUCCACCUGAAAGCGUUGAACAUGGAGAGCAUACAGACGAGGAAGGAGUCGACCAUUUCGGUGGAGGCCUUUGUUAUCCCUCCAUUGCCCAGUGGCUUGGUUUUUGUGGAAAAGGAAAAAAUGCAGAACGCUUCGAUGAUUUACAAGUCCAUGUCGAAGAGGUGGGAACGGGACUUCGCCAAGUUCAAGGACACCUACAUUCAGUGGUUCCCCCGGGCGGAUAAAAAUAGGAGUUUCCCCUGUGUGAGCAGAAACGAGUUUGACGGCAACUACUAUCCCCUGUGUAGCUUCGUCACUUCGAUUAAUUUGCCCGCCCAAGUGUCCACUCCGGGCCCCCUCUUCCACUGGCUGAACAACAUUGAGUACAUCGAGAACGAAGAAGAGUCGUCGAUCUUUACCCCCCCGUAUUUUUUCCUGUCCUACAAGAAGGGGACGAUACAGGACCACGUCCUGUUGCUGUGCUGCUGCCUGAAGGGCCUGGAGUACGACGCGUACGUGUGUAAAGGCACAAUAAACAACGGGAAGAAGAACCACUACUGGGUGAUGACGAGGCACGAAGACGGGUGGGUGUGCUUCUGGGAAGUGACGAAUAAAUGCAUUAUCCACCUGAAGAACAGAUGGAACAACAACAAAUAUUCAAGGAACUCAGAAAUGAGCACUCAGAAGGAAAUAAUCAGUAAGGUAGUGGAAGACAACGAUAGGGAAAAGUAUUACACUGGGGAAUAUCUAAUGAAUUUUGUUAGAUACGGGUUGGAGGAAUUAAAAAAGAGGGAGAAGCAAAUCAAGGAGGAAUACGACAUGAAGGAAGAAAACAAACUAUACACUAUGGACCUUUAUGGAGAGAAUCACAUGAAGGAUGAACAAGUAGACGUAAAUGAAAUUCUUUACAACGAUGAGGAACUCUUCAAUAAUGUAUUCGAAGUGAAGUUUGAAAGGAAUGAGACAUACAGUUCUAGUAAGGCGUUAAAAUAUCUGUUGGAAAAUUUUUCGAAGCAUAUUCCCAUUGCUCCUAAGAUGUUUCUGCUGGAUUAUGAGAGGACUUUAGCUUAUGUGCCUUACUCGUCGAUCGAGGUCGUUUUUAAUGACGAGCAGUUGUAUGGGAACAUGCAGAACCACCACCCCGCGUGCAUUUUGUACGACUUGGAGAACAACUACCACUGGCGCCCCCUUUUGAACCACUCCCCCGUGCCGAUCAAGAGUGAAAUUACGAUAUCGACCCCGUUGAGCGACCGGCUUUCCGUCAAGUACACGAAGGACCUCGAGGAGGAGAUUCAAGAAAUGAUACUCUUCAUGAGGACCAAGGAGGGACUGGAGACCUCCUUUGAGCAUUCCAAGGAAAUAAGGCAUUUCCUAGAAAUGUAUAUUGACCUGUGUGAAUAUAAGCUUAACUUGGACAAUAAUUACAACCCUAAGCCUGAAAAUUAUGACCGUACAGGUGGGGAAGAAGCUAAAGGGGGUCAAAGAAGCCAAGUUGGGGAAGGGGGACGUGCAUCCCCCCCAACAGGUAUAGGUUCAGCCGAGAAGGGAGGAGAAAAUCAAGGAGAAAAAACCCAAAUCAGAAAAACGUGGUCUCAAUACAAAAAUGAUUAUUACCCUAAUAUUGAAGCACAGUACGUUAAUAAGGAUAAUUUUAAUUUUUAUCAGACCUAUCAGCCAAGUGAACAAAUAGACAUGAUAAACCACGAGCAGAAGAAGCACCUGGUGAACAUCCCAGAGGAUUAUAUAUACGGGAUGAAUGAUGAGGUGUACAAUAAUGGGAAGGAACAGUACAUAAAGAACUACGUUUUUUGUAGGGACAACGCGGACAUUUUAAAUAACUAUGAUAACAGUGUGAAGAGGAAAAAUAUUAAGCGGUUCAGCAAUGCGCCUGUGCAUUACCAGGAGAGGGUCCACGUGGGGGGAGAGUGUAGCGUUAGGGGGAGUGAUAGGGGGAGUGAUCGGGGGAGUGAUAGGGGAAGUGAUAGGGGGAGUGAUAAGGGGAGUGAUAAGGAGAGUAAUAAAAAUGAGCCAAAGGGGAAAGAUCCCCAAAUGGGGGGAGAGAUCAAACGUGUCCUUGCCCCCAAUGGAGGAGAGGCAGCUCAAGAGCAGGAUACGCCGAGCAUGACGGGGGGCGGUAGCAUCCACAAAGAAGGGGACCCAUCAAGUGAAGAAAAUGAGUUAGAGGAGCUGUACAAAGAAAUCAAAGAGACGUAUCACUACGAUGAGGAGGAAAUGGAAGAGAAAGACAAAGCGAAGGAGUCGGAACGGCGGCACCGUUGCACUGACCGAGAAGGUGUUCCAAAUAAGUAUAUCAAGAAGUACAACAAAAAGUAUGAUAACCUGCUUAAGCUUCAGAAGAGUUUGAAGCAGAAGGAGAAACAGAUGAAGGAAGAAAUGGUGGAUGUUAAGGGGACUAUUCGGGAGACGGCACUCAUGAUAACUGCAAGGGUGAAGUGA
Messenger RNA from Plasmodium cynomolgi strain B, 4503 nucleotides. RefSeq lists its product as hypothetical. The coding region runs from base 1 to 4503 and encodes 1500 amino acids. The transcript is spliced from 17 exons. Lineage: Eukaryota; Apicomplexa; Aconoidasida; Haemosporida; Plasmodiidae. The record is from RefSeq and is a predicted model, not a curated record.